This is a messenger RNA of Coffea eugenioides, 3060 nucleotides long. RefSeq names its product probable protein phosphatase 2C 33. Bases 1209 to 2690 code for a protein of 493 amino acids. Gene Ontology annotation, molecular function: protein serine/threonine phosphatase activity. The transcript has 5 exons. NCBI's taxonomy places the organism in Eukaryota, Viridiplantae, Streptophyta, Magnoliopsida, Gentianales, Rubiaceae. Gene Ontology annotation, biological process: protein dephosphorylation. The record is from RefSeq and is a predicted model, not a curated record.
GAUCUUUUGAAAGUGAUCCCAACCCAGAAAGAAGAAAGGAAUAGCCUCCAUCCCGAAGGCCAAAGGCCCCUCUUUUCUUCUUCGCUAUUUUGUCCCUCCCUCCACAAAAAAGUCUCAUCGGCCGUUUUUUAUUGCGAUCCUAAUUACUAUUUCUUUCAUUCUCUCUCCUCCUUCCCUCUUUUCUCUACGGUUCGUUGCUAUUCUUUCUCUCCAUUCAUAUUGAAACUUCCAUCCAAAUUCCCACCUUCCCCAACACACACCCCCCCCUCCCCAAAAAAUUUUUGUUUUUGGUUCUCUCCCACCGUUUAUUUUGCUCAUGGUUGGUUUUGUAUAGGUUAUACACUAUUAUAUAUACCUCCUAGUUUUCUAUAUAUUUUUUAACCAAUUAAGCUCUGGUUUUGCUGAGCUGUACUUGGAUAAUUAAUUUUUGUCUGCCAAGUGUAAUCAGUAAUUGUUGCUCGGAGAAUUUUUCUGGGCUGUCUUCAUUUGUAUGUAUUUGAUGAAUGUAUCGAUAAGGUUUUGCACUUGAUCUGAAAAGGGAAGGCUGAUUUUCUACUGAUUUUGGCUGAUUCAUUCGUGGAUAACGGGUACUGGAUUUGCUUGUAUUUGACUAUUUUUCUGCACUGGUAAUCAUUUCUGCUGCUUUUGGGGGUUAUCAAUAAGGGAGGGAAAAGAGUAAAAUAUUGAAAAAAAAUGAAGAAAGUGCAGAAUUUGUUUAUAUAGAUCUGCUGGUGUUUGAAAGUUAGUGCAAAUCCUUUCUAGCUUUAUCCUCAGAAAGGGCUUUCUUUUAUUAUUUAAUGCUUGUUGAGAGGAGGGGAAGAAAAAGUUAGUGGAUAUUCUUGUUCCUCAAAUUGCUGGUAUAAUAAUGUUACCCCAUUAAAUUAAAAGGGAUAUUAUAAAAGGUGGAUUCCUUUUUUCGAGUUGGAAGCAGCUGCUUUUGUUGCUGGAUUAAGAUUCUGAGUUUUUACUUAUUGGGGUUAAAGUGGAUUGCAUUCUUAUUGGACUAUUGAUGAUUGUGCUGAAUAACAAGGUGAAUUGUGUUUGUGUGGACUAAACAUCUGGUGAAACUGGGAAGUGGUUGCUGGAUUGGACUAGAUUUAGGGGGGUUUCUUGAAAGAGUUGGGACGGAUCCCAUUACGGAAAGUAGGGAAGGUUGUGACUGUCUCGCUGGUCUGGAGUGCCUGCUGAGUAUAAUCAGGGCCCUCAGGAUGGGGUCCUGCUUAUCCACCGAAAGCAGGAGCCCUCUUCCCAGUUCUCCAACCUCAUCGGUGGGUAGGAAGAGGAAGGGCAGCUUGAAACGGAGACCAGGGUCCCGGAAUUCUUCUUUUGAUUACAAAAGAGAAGAAAUGUUGCAUAGAAUUCCGGGACGAUUGUUCUUGAAUGGGUCAAGUGAGGUAGCAUCACUCUUUACUCAGCAAGGCAAGAAAGGAACCAAUCAAGAUGCUAUGAUUGUUUGGGAGAAUUUUGGUUCAAGAACAGACACAGUAUUUUGUGGUGUUUUUGAUGGCCACGGACCCUAUGGUCAUAUGGUUGCCAAACGUGUGAGAGAUUGUCUUCCCUUGAAACUGAGUGCACAUUGGGAAGUCAAUAUUAAGAAUGAUGAUGUUCUUCGAGAGAUCAGCCAGAAUAGGACAGUUAGCAUGAACUCUGAAGAUACGACCUAUUCUUCUGUAUCUGUUGAUGAAGAAGCAAGAGUAUCUAUUGGUGUUGAAGAUGCAGAAAAGCACCCAGAGGUCUUUCAGACAUUGAAGGAGUCAUUCAUGAAGGCUUUCAAGGUCAUGGAUAGGGAACUUAAAAUGCAUACGAAUAUUGAUUGCUUCUGCAGUGGAACAACUGCAGUCACCUUAGUGAAACAGGGUGACGAUCUGGUAAUUGGAAAUGUUGGGGAUUCUCGAGCCAUACUGGCUACUAGAGAUGGAAAUGAUUCUCUCAUUGCAGUGCAGUUGACUGUCGAUCUUAAACCCAGUCUUCCAGCUGAAGCUGAGAGGAUCCGCAAAUGUAGAGGACGUGUUUUUGCCCUUCAGGAUGAACCCGACGUUGCAAGAGUUUGGUUGCCUAAUAAUGAUUCUCCUGGUCUAGCCAUGGCUCGUGCUUUUGGAGACUUCUGUCUCAAGGAUUUUGGUCUAAUCUCCGUGCCUGAAAUCUCAUACAGACGUCUGACGGAAAAGGAUGAGUUCAUUGUCCUGGCAACUGAUGGGAUUUGGGAUGUUCUGUCAAACAAAGAAGUAGUGGAUAUAGUGGCUUCAUCCCCUGCACGUUCAUCUGCUGCCCGUAGGUUGGUCGAGUCAGCAGUUCGAGCUUGGAGGUCCAAAUACCCGACUUCAAAAGUUGAUGACUGUGCUGUGGUUUGCCUCUUCCUUGAUUCAGAUAUAAACAAUUUCUCUACUGCUUCCACUGCAAAAUCAAAAGAGCAGGGUGAAGUAAGCACCGAGAAAGAAGAUGUCGAUACCCCAACUGGAUUGAUGCGUUCUGGCACGGUUAGAGCAGCGGACAACAGUCUUGUUCAAGAACAAAGCAAGGAAGAAGCUGCAGAAGAAAGCAAAGAGGAAGCCUCAGAAUAUGAGGAAGUGGGAAAAGAGUGGUCUGCCCUUGAAGGAGUGUCCCGUGUGAAUACAUUGUUGACCCUGCCAAGGUUUGUGCCUAGCAAAGAAGAUGAGAAAGCUGCAGGAGAGACGAAGAAGCGGAAAUGACAAAAGGGUAAAAAGCCUAUAGUCUGAAUUGAUUUAUUUUUUUUUCCAUUUUACAGUACUUGUCUCAUUUUGAUCUCUCUGUUUAGUUUCAUUUAUGGUUUCUUUUCUCUUUGUAGAGAAAAGAAGGAAAAAAAAAAAUAGGGCCAUUCAUAUUUGUUCUCUACCGGAGAGGUGGACCCGGCUAUAUUAGGGAGCUCGGGAGUCAUCCUUUCUCUCUCUCUCUCUCUCUCGUGUGGGAAGGAUUGGAAUUUUGUAGAAUCCAACUCUCCCUGUUCCUUAAAAGUUUGUGUGAUGUUUUUUACACUGUCAUGUUGGGAAUAAUUGUGGUAAUGGAAGCUUUAAUUCAAUUCAAGUUGCAGAUUUUUGUUUA